AACAACUGUUAGUGUUAGUCUGUUGGAUCGACAGGUGGUCAGUCAGACUCCAUUCCCAGAGAGUUUGCAGAACCACAUAAGGCAAUAACAGGUUUUUAUCCAAUCCGUGAAGUGCGAAUAGUCAAGUCGUUAAGACUAUCAGUUUAUUCCGUGUCUUGUGUCGUUUUCAUUCUCAUUUUCUGAACUUGGUCGGAAGCUUUUCCCAGCUUCCUUCUUUGUCUCCGUACAAAAAAGCUAGUCCAAGAAAAGGAAAAGUUGGGGAGGGGAGAGAGAUCUGCGGUCAUGGGCAAAGAAUGGCUGUCCUGGGGUGGAGGUCACAGGAGUAAAUCCUCCAGAAAAGGAAAAUCAUCGGGAGGAGGAGGAAGCGGAGCUGAAAGAGAAGCCCCCACGGGAUGCAUGUGUGCUGUACUUCAACUCUUUGAUUUGCAUCAUCUUCCGCUUGCUUCUUUCAGGCCUGCCCCUUUCUUGCAAGACGAACCAACGAUCUGCGGAGGGCUAGAAGCACCAAGAAACAGCUUAGAGUUGGAGGAGCCUUCCAAGGACAAGGAAGCUGCAAGUUCAUUGGCAUCCUCCAUGAAGCGACAAGAAAAUUUGAACAUCCCGGUGAACAUUCAAAUUAGGACAAGUUGUGAAAGCAAAUCAUCGCCAAGAGUCUCAAUUUCAAAAGCAAGGACGGAUGAUUUAUUAUCCGAUUGCAGCAGCAGCUCCCCUGGGGCCAAAACUCCAACUCUGGUUGCUAGACUAAUGGGCCUGGAUCAACUUCCUGAGAGUUCUUCUAAUGCUGCCUCAACUCUAAAUUCUCUAACAAGCUCCCACAUGCAUCCUCAAGCACAAAGUCAGAGAAGGGAACAAUCCCUCGUCUACAGACGACGUUCAUGCAGUGCCAACAACAGCAGCAGAAGUUUUCCGGAGAAUGACUUCACCGCGGGUACUCUUUCUCUGCCUGAGACACCUAGAAUAUCGUCAGCAAGGAGGUCAGAUGCGGAACACAGGCUAUCCCUUCAAAUCAGCAACAAAGAGAACAUUAUGGGCGAGGAGCUUGAAUUCUCAGCUUACACAGCAAGGAAAUUGGCCCGGAGGAUAUCAGAGUCCAGACGAGAAGAUGAAAAUUGCAGAAGGAGCGGUCAUUAUGCCAGGCAGAUUGUGAAGCAAGUGAAGGACAGGGUAAGCAGAAAAGUAGGGCUCGACAUAACCAACAGAGUCAUGAGCAGGGUGGAGCAGCCAAGGGAUGAUGACGAACACGUUGUUCUCCUCAAACCCAACAAACCAUUUAAUAAUAACAACAAGGUGGCCUUAACAAGAGCACUAGUUGGCGAUGAUUCUAGCCAAGUCAAGCAAUCAACACCAUCUUGCUCUCCUAGGCUCUCGGAAUAUUAUUAUUAUUAUCCCAAGAACAAGCCCCCAGUUGUCAAUAGCACUCAGUCUGCGCAACAUUCUCCAAGGCUCUCCCCGUUGUCCAAGCCAAUUCCUCAAGUUGCUCCGAGUCUACAAGAGCAUUUACCAAAUCACCAACAAAACUCCCCAGCAGUCAAAAAAUGCAAGAAGGAUGCCAUUGCCAGCCAGAAAUACACCUCCCGUCUGAAAAAGCCUCUGCAAGUUUCCGAUGGCAUUAGGAACAAAAAAGAAGAGCCAUUCGUUCGUUCAGCGACCGCAAACAAAGGAAACGUCGCAGACAAGAAAUGCAAGAAGACUCCACUUUCCCAUGACCUUCUCAACUGCAGUACUGCGGCCCCAACCCUCUUACCUGUCAAGAAAGACAUCCCUUUUCCAGCAACCAAAUUAGUACGUGAUAAACAGCCACAGGCACCUGAUGCUGAAACGUGGAAAAGGCGCAAACAAAAAUUAUCUAGUUGUUCGAGCCAGUCGUACGACAAGCAGGAGCAGCAGGAGAAAGAGGCGACGCACAUACUCACCGCCAUUACUCAAGAAAACAUCCAAGAUGACAGAUGUCGUCGCAACGGAAGUUCUACCAUCUUAACCUCCACCUCCCCCGGUAUCGGUGAUAAAGCAGAAGCAUCCGUAGCGGAAUAUCAGUGCUACAUCCAAAGAAUACUAAAGCGUACGGGUAUAGACAAAAGUACCCCAGUGGCCCUGGCCAAAUGGUACUCCCCGUCUCGCCCUCUGGACCCUUCCAUCUUUCACUACAUCGAACUUUUUCACCCCACCACAUUAACCGCCCCUGUUUCCACCUCCACAAGCCCUUCCAACUUGACCUUGAGGUCCAACAGAAGGCUGGUUUUCCAAUUGGUGGACGAGCUGCUAGCAGAAAUUCUCAAGCCCUAUCUAUGCAUGAAGCCAAGCUGCCACCUGCGGCCGCGUGGUCAAAUGUACGGGUCAGAGUUGAUUGACACGUUGUGCUCCAGAAUCAACAAGUUUCCUUCGGCUAACUGUCAGGUUCUAGAAGACAUAGAUGCACUGGUGGACGCGGAUUUCCGGCUGGGAAGAGAAUCAUUUGAAGGAGAAGAAGGAGAGGAGAUAGUAUCGGAGAUUGAACGUGGCAUCCUGGAGUCGCUGGUGCAUGAAACGGCAAUGGAGGCGGCGGCGGCGGCGGCGGCUUACGGCUAGUCGGUUGGUUGGAGGGAGGGACCACCUGAGCUGAGCUGAGCUGAGAGCUGAGAAGUGGGAAGGGGCACGUCCGUAGGGAACAGUGGCGGGUGAGAGACCGAAUAAGAGCAAGGUCUGACGGAGGUCACAUGGUCCCUUCACGUGAGCAGAUGCCAUUAUUGGCUGAUUUUGGGGUCCCAUUCCCAUAACCUCAUCUCCUGUUGGAUUCGGAUUCGGAUUCGGAUUCGGGGGACGGACUUGUAAUUGUAAAUUGUAUAAUGAGUUCAAAAUGAAACUAAGGGCUUGUAGUUGUAGGCCCAAGCUCCGCUCCCGCUCGCUCAGAACCUUACUUAGUCCAGUGAUAUUUUUUUCUAUUAAUCACUACUGAUAGACGAUGAUGUCUCUGAAGUACUCCGAAUAAUAAAUCAUCGUACGAGUACUUCUUCUUCUUCUUCUACGCCACCAUUGGAAAAAGAA
Molecule: messenger RNA, 3021 nt
Organism: Coffea eugenioides
Lineage: Eukaryota; Viridiplantae; Streptophyta; Magnoliopsida; Gentianales; Rubiaceae
Exons: 5
Coding region: 283-2565 (760 amino acids)
Source: RefSeq, a predicted model, not a curated record